CAAAGUCUCGUGGCCACCACCACUAUAGUUGAUACUUCAGCAUCACUCAUGUGGGGCGCGCCUGUGCAGGGAGGGAGCGGAGGAAGUCCCGAUGUGGAUGGUGGCGAUGAUGAUGGGGAUGCCAGCCCUAUCCCGGACUCACCUGUUCCUUACACAGUGACGAUUACCACUUCUAUACUAGCACAAUCGGUUCAAGAUUCAGCCACGAGUACGAGCUCGAGCUCGAGCUCUAUUACGGUUCCUCAACAUAAACCACCGGUAAUGGACACGAUACCCGCUGGAAAUGAUCCUGGUGUUGCUGCGCCGACAAUGAGCACCACCCCGACUCCGGAGGCAUCGAUCAAGCAAAUGACGACCAGAACGACUCCCACUUGGGAUCCUACCAUCGAGCCAGCUGUAACGGGCACGUCUUCCACUAGUACUUCGUCAGACCAACCGUCAACUCUAGAUUCGACAACUGAGCAACCCACAACGAGUACGUAUUCUGUUAGUACCCCAUCGGACCAACCACAGACGACGAGCACCACUCCCGUUCCGGAUACCUCGGUCCGAGAGCCGUCUCAUACAACUCCCACUACUACGGCGUCGACUACCAUCAAGGUCACUCCGAUAGCUCGGUAAAUGGCGGGUCUUCAUUAUGAUAAGCUCGUGAAAUUUUGAGGAGGGCGGCAAAGGAUACAUUAUGUGACUGAAGGCUAUGGCAGAAUGUAUCAUUCAUAGAUAGUUUGUAGCCAUACUCUUUACGGGAAAUUGUGUUGCGGCCCCUUAUGCAAGUGGGAUGAGAUAGUAUUAUGCAUUUUGGAAAGUAUUUAAUGUAUAUUCCCACCCCUUGUGCUUUUUGAGGAGCCUUUUUCUA
Molecule: messenger RNA, 856 nt
Organism: Hypoxylon trugodes
Lineage: Eukaryota; Fungi; Ascomycota; Sordariomycetes; Xylariales; Hypoxylaceae
Exons: 1
Coding region: 49-621 (190 amino acids)
Source: RefSeq, a predicted model, not a curated record